This is a messenger RNA of Paramacrobiotus metropolitanus, 1208 nucleotides long. RefSeq lists its product as uncharacterized. The transcript is spliced from 6 exons. The record is from RefSeq and is a predicted model, not a curated record. The coding region runs from base 261 to 1112 and encodes 283 amino acids. NCBI's taxonomy places the organism in Eukaryota, Metazoa, Tardigrada, Eutardigrada, Parachela, Macrobiotidae.
GAUAGUCGAUAAAUCAUAACUCCUAACGAGACAUUACGAAAGCUAGCAAGCUAGCUUUCGUAAUGUCUCGCUCCUAAUUAUCCAAUAAUUUUGGAUUUAUUUGAAAUCCGAAUGGCGAAUUCCAUACAUAGCUGACUGUCGUCAACUGUCAAGUUUUCAGCUGAUCCAGUUUUCUGCGCUGUACUUUUUAAAAAUGGUAAUGACCUUAGGUCUGCGUCACAGAGGUUUUUGGUAGCCAUCUGUUUGAUAAUGCUCGAAAGAUGGCUAACCGCUGCGCAUCGAUUCCUAUGGUUCAAGCACGUGACUUUGCCAAGACUGCAUUAAUCCAUAGACCAAACCAGUUAUACUCCACUGAACGUCAUACAAGCACGGCCGGAAAUUUAGUUCAGAAAACGGCGGCGCCAACGUUCCUUCCGGUGCGUCAAAUGCACAGAACAGCAGUACUGGCAGCUCGUCCGAAGACACACACCAGCGAUUUGGAGAGAGAAGUCGAAUUCCUUAGGAACGAUCUCCGCUUGAGCUUGAAAAGCUUUUCCAUGUUGCAAGAUGCGCACACCAGUCAGAUUGCUUCGUUGCAUAAGAUUUAUGGUUACCAACUGAGCGAUAAAAACUCGCAAAUUCUCUGGUUGUCAAACGGGCUUAAUAUUGGCGGGGUAAUUGAUCACCUGGAAGAUGACUGGAUCCGAGAAUAUGAAAAGACCAAGAAGUUGCCCAAAGGUCUGCAUCCGUUCUUGCAACAUCGAAAGCAUCUUAAACUGCACGGAGAGCAUGCUCCUCGCCUUGCGAACUUUGAUUCUCGGAGUGAACUGUGGAAAGUCCUAAAGGAGCAUGAGUUUCUGAAGAAUCAAAUGCUGGAAAUUGCUGAUAAUCAAGGAAAAAAGCUGAUUACGAUGGAUAUUUUUACUAAAUUUGAGAAUCUUGUAGAUGGUGUGUAUCGGAAGACUAGUGAUCAAGUUAGUGACUUGCUUAUGACCGGAGAGAUUGUCUUUAUCGAUUGCCAUUUGUUGUCACCGGAUGAAAUUCGUGUAGCAGAAGCGGUUUGCCGGCUCUUUAAAGUGAAGUUUAAAAUGUCUUCUGGGCCGCUAAAUCGAGGACUCUUGGAUAAUUCAUAGUGCUCAUUUUGCCAAAUUUCUUGGCUGUUUUGUGUUGAGCGGCAGCCGCUUUAAUAAUAAACAUAUUUGCAGCAAGUGCGAAUUAGAUUUUGCAUG